GAUGGCUGAAAUGUCAGUUACAAGGAAGGGUUGUUUUAGGGGCGCAGAAGAUCGUUCAUUUCCUUUCGUAACUUUGUAGAAGAUUAUAACAAUUAAAAAUGUCAAAACCGGGUAUGAUAUCGCAGCUACUCAAAUCUGUAGCAGUGAACGCAAAACCUGCUGUUGGAAAAUUCCUGUGUUACGCAAAAGUAGAAUUGGUUCCACCAAAGAUCUCUGACAUUCCUGCUAUUCGAAAUGAUAUCAAAAAACUUAUAUCUGCUGGAAAGAAUAGACGAAUUCUUGAACUUUCAGUACGUGAAGCCUGGUUAAAUACUUUAGUUACAAUUGAAGUGUUGUGUUGGUUCUUUGUUGGAGAAUGUAUUGGCAAAUGCCAUCUCAUAGGUUAUAAAGUUUAAAAAUGCAUUAUUUAUAUAGACACUAUCUGUGUAUAAUUAAUAGUCAUUCUAAUAAAUAAAUACAUAUAUAUA
This is a messenger RNA of Osmia bicornis bicornis, 467 nucleotides long. RefSeq names its product ATP synthase subunit g, mitochondrial-like. The record is from RefSeq and is a predicted model, not a curated record. Gene Ontology annotation, biological process: proton motive force-driven ATP synthesis. Gene Ontology annotation, molecular function: proton transmembrane transporter activity. NCBI's taxonomy places the organism in Eukaryota, Metazoa, Arthropoda, Insecta, Hymenoptera, Megachilidae. The coding region runs from base 99 to 395 and encodes 98 amino acids. The transcript is spliced from 2 exons.